GUGAUGUUUUGAUAUUUGGACGCAUAUAACAAAAUUAAAAUGGGAUUUUUAUACAUUCUCAGUUGGAUAUCUUUGGCCAUACAGAUAGCGUUUAUCACAUUGUCAAUUGUUGCUGGUCUUUACUAUUUAGCUGAGCUGGCUGAAGAGUACACAACAUCAGCACGACGUGUGAUAUUGUUUAUGAUAAGUUUUACAAUUUUCGUGUACAUCUUGUUAAUAUUGUUCGAGGAUUUCCCUUGGACUAUGAUGCUAUGCGGACUAGGAGCGCAAGUUUUCCACCUCAGCAUAAUGAACAGUUUCCCUUUUAUACGAUUAUUAUCAGUGCCCUUCAUUGGUUCGGUCUGCAUGCUAAUCGUUAACCAUUUGCAGGCGUUUUAUUAUUUUACGAGUUACUAUGUCCCUUUUACUCAGGUUCUCGCCUAUUUCACCAUUUGCAUGUGGAUCGUGCCUUUCGCGUUGUUUGUUUCGCUUAGCGCCAACGAUAACGUGCUGCCCACCGUGAAUGACAAUCGGUUUGGCAGCAGUCCAGAUGUGGUUACAAAUUAUUUUGCGCGUAACAAAAAGCAGGGACUGCUUUCAUUGUUCAACUAUAUGAAAGACACAUUGCUUCCAGCACGGAGCAAGAAAUCAUUUUAAACACCCGAAAACAAAAAGACUCAGUUAAUGGGAACGGGGUGCUAUUGGCUACUCUGCAUUGUGUGAGAGGACUCUGUAACACUAAGUUAUUUAUUUUGUAAUAAAAAUCUUUUGUAGAUAACUAGAACUCCUUAA
Molecule: messenger RNA, 771 nt
Organism: Scaptodrosophila lebanonensis
Lineage: Eukaryota; Metazoa; Arthropoda; Insecta; Diptera; Drosophilidae
Product: protein TEX261
Exons: 3
Coding region: 40-636 (198 amino acids)
Biological process (GO): endoplasmic reticulum to Golgi vesicle-mediated transport
Cellular component (GO): Golgi membrane; endoplasmic reticulum membrane; COPII-coated ER to Golgi transport vesicle
Molecular function (GO): COPII receptor activity
Source: RefSeq, a predicted model, not a curated record